Bombina bombina (fire-bellied toad) is the source of this 1721-nucleotide messenger RNA. Its product is annotated as cholesterol side-chain cleavage enzyme, mitochondrial. The record is from RefSeq and is a predicted model, not a curated record. Gene Ontology annotation, cellular component: mitochondrial inner membrane. NCBI's taxonomy places the organism in Eukaryota, Metazoa, Chordata, Amphibia, Anura, Bombinatoridae. Gene Ontology annotation, biological process: cortisol metabolic process; glucocorticoid biosynthetic process; C21-steroid hormone biosynthetic process. Gene Ontology annotation, molecular function: heme binding; iron ion binding; oxidoreductase activity, acting on paired donors, with incorporation or reduction of molecular oxygen.
AUGUUGCUGCUCCGCAGACUGCCUGCUCUCCAGUCUGCCCCUGGACUGUUAAGUUACCACUCAGUGGUGGGUGAACCCCACUGCCAUAGCUGCACUACCCACUAGCCCUAUAACCAGUUGCCUGGAGACUGGAAGCAACAAUGGCGUGGACUGUACCGCUUCUGGAGGAAGGAUGGAUUCCACAACAUUCAUCACCUAAUGGUGGAAAAGUACCAGCACUUUGGACCAAUAUACAGGGAGACACUAGGAACAUAUGACAGUGUAUAUAUACAGCUGCCGGAGCAUGCUGCAACUCUGUUCAGUGUUGAGGGUCCUUAUCCUGAGCGCCUGAGGGUCCCACCAUGGUAUGAAUAUCGAGACUAUCGCAACAAGCGAUACGGUGUACUAAUGAAGAGUGGGGAGGAAUGGAGGUGUCACCGACUGGCUCUAAACCGUGAAGUUCUCUCUCUGGCAGGAAUGAGCCGUUUCCUGCCUCUUCUGGAUGCUGUGGGACAGGACUUUAUCCAUAGAGCUUACACUCAGGUGGAAAGGAGUGGUCGGGGAAAGUGGACAGCCGACUUGACCAAUGAGUUAUUCCGAUUUGCACUAGAAUCGGUAUGCUAUGUGCUAUAUGGUCAGCGGCUUGGUCUUCUGCAAGAUUAUAUUGAUCCUGAAUCACAGCAAUUUAUAGAUUCUGUCACCCUCAUGUUUCACACCACUGCACCAAUGCUUUACCUGCCUCCCCGUCUGCUCAGAGCAAUGAAUUCAUCUAUAUGGACAGACCAUGUGAAGGCUUGGGAUGCCAUUUUCAACCAUGCUGACCGAUGUAUACAAGGUAUCUAUACCACCCUGAAACAACGCUCAGACGAUACAUACUCUGGAGUUCUGUCCAGUCUAUUGCUGCAGAACCAGAUACCUCUAGAAGACAUCAAGGCUAGUGUGACAGAGCUAAUGGCUGGAGGAGUGGAUACGACGUCUAUCACUUUACAGUGGGCUUUGUAUGAACUAGCCCGUGCCCCCGGAAUACAAGAGAAACUAAGGUCAGAGGUUAUGGAGGGCAGGAAGGCUUGUGGCAGUGACCUUUCUUCAUUACUUAAAAAUAUCCCCUUAGUGAAAGCAGCUAUAAAGGAAACACUCAGACUGCACCCUGUUGCCAUCACUGUGCAGCGAUACACUCAGCGAGACACAGUUAUCCAGAACUACUUAAUACCUCAGGGGACAUUGGUUCAGGUAGGACUUUACGCCAUGGGUCGGAAUCCGGAUAUCUUUCCUUCACCGGAGAGGUUCUCUCCUGAGCGUUGGCUGGGAGGGAAAGCAACACACUUCAGAGGACUGGCUUUUGGCUUUGGACCACGGCAGUGUUUAGGACGCAGGAUUGCUGAAAUGGAAAUGCAGCUGUUCCUUAUACAUAUUUUAGAGAACUUUAAGAUAGAAGUGAAUCGUAUGAUGGACGUGGGGACGACCUUUAAUCUCAUCCUUUUCCCAUCAAAACCCAUACAACUGACUCUGCGACCCCUCAAGUGAAUACGUGGGAACAAAACAUGUAUCACCCUUAUAAACUCUGUUCUCCGUACGUAACAUCAAAUAACUGUAGCUGUGUAUCCCUUAGCAGGGUUAAUUAAGCCCUAUAACUUAAAAAUGACACUCUCUUUAGAAGGGAAAUAAAAAGAUUUUGUAUGAUACAAUUCUUGGCUUUCAUGUUUGGAAGCAUCCAAUAAAGGCGUUUCAAAUUUAUUAUGAAA